CCCCCCCCCCCCCCGGAGCCGCGGAGCUGCCAGCGACCAUGGUGACGAUCCUCAGCCCCUCGGAGACGCAGGCGGCCGGCGGCCCGGGGGGGUCGGGCUGCGGCCCGGGGCCCGCGACGGUGCCGGUGCCGGUGACAGCGACGGGGCCGGGGACAGUGACGGGGCCGGGGCCGGGGCCGGCGGCCGGGCCCCCCCUGGGCCCCCCCGGGGCGGACGACAGCAGGACGAACGUGAUCGUGAACUACCUGCCGCAGAGCAUGAGCCAGGAGGAGCUGCGCAGCCUCUUCGGCAGCCUCGGCCACAUCGACUCCUGCAAGCUGGUCCGCGACCGCAUCACCGGGCAGAGCCUGGGCUACGGCUUCGUGAACUACGUGGACCCCGGCGACGCCGACAAGGCCAUCAGCACCCUCAACGGCCUCAAGCUGCAGACCAAGACCAUCAAGGUGUCGUACGCGCGGCCCAGCUCGGCCUCCAUCCGCGACGCCAACCUGUACGUGAGCGGGCUGCCCAAGGCCAUGGCGCCGGCGGAGCUGGAGCAGCUCUUCUCCCAGUACGGCCGCAUCAUCACCUCCCGCAUCCUCGUCGACCAGGUCACAGGGCUCUCGCGGGGGGUGGGCUUCAUCCGCUUCGACAAGCGGGCGGAGGCGGAGGAGGCGGUGCGGGGGCUGCACGGGCAGAGGCCCCUGGGCGCCGCCGAGCCCCUCGCCGUCAAGUUCGCCGCCAGCCCGGGCCAGCGCGCGGGGCAGCCGCUGCUCAGCCACCUCUGCCCGGGCGCCCGCCGGGGGGGCCCGCUGCCCGCCGCGCCCCCCCGCUUCCGGCUCGACAACCUGCUAAACGUGGCCUAUGGCGUGAAGAGCCCGCUGCCGCUGCUGCCCAGGUUGCCGGCGCUGGCGGUGGAGGCGGCGGCGCCGGGGCUGGCGGCGGCGGCGGCGGCGGGGCCGGGCGGCGGCUGGUGCCUCUUCGUGUACAACCUGGCGCCGGAGGCGGACGAGAGCGUCCUGUGGCAGCUCUUCGGGCCCUUCGGCGCCGUCACCGGCGUCAGGGUGGUCCGCGACGGCGCCACCAGCAAGUGCCGCGGCUUCGGCUUCGUCACCAUGACCAACUACGAGGAGGCGGCCGUGGCCAUCGCCAGCCUCAACGGCUACCGCCUCGGCGACCGCGUCCUCCAGGUCUCCUUCAAGACCAGCAAGCAGCACAAGGCCUGAGCAACCCCCCCCCCGCCCCCCCCCCCGUGCUGCCCCCCCCCCCCCCCGCGGUGGGGACCCCCCCCCCCGUGGGGACAGCCACCCGGAUGGGGACCCCCGCCCGGGCACCACGGAGAGCUCGGAGGCCCCCCCGGGUGCGUGGGGACCCCCCUGAGACACUGCGGAGACUGUGGGGACCCCCCCGGCACUGUGGGACCCCCCCAAGGCACAUCGGAGACUGUGGGGACCCCCCCGGCACUGUGGGACCCCCCCACGGCACCCCAGAGACUGUGGGGAUCCCCCUGGGUGUCCAGAGACCCCCCUGGCACCCUGGGGACCCCCCCGAGGCGCCCCGGAGACUGUGGGGACCCCCCCGGCACUGUGGGACCCCCCCACGGCACCCCAGAGACUAUGGGGAUCCCCCUGGGUGUCCAGAGACCCCCCUGGCACCCUGGGGACCCCCCCCAAAGCACCCUGGAGACUGUGGGGACCCCCCCGGCACUGUGGGACCCCCCCACGGCACCCCAGAGACUAUGGGGAUCCCCCUGGGUGUCCAGAGACCCCCCCGGCACCCUGGGGACCCCCCCGAGGCGCCCCGGAGACUGUGGGGACCCCCCGGCACCCUGGGGUCCCCCUGAGACACUCCAGAGACUGUGGGGACCCCCCCAGCACUGUGGGACCCCCCCACGGCACCCCAGAGACUGUGGGGACCCCCCCGGCACCCUGGGGUCCCCCCGAGACACUGCAGAGACAGUGGGGACCCCCCCGGCACUGUGGGACCCCCCCACGGCACCCCAGAGACUGUGGGGAUCCCCCUGGGUGCCCAGAGACCCCCCUGGCACCCUGGGGACCCCCCAAAGCACCCUGGAGACUGUGGGGACCCCCCCAGCACUGUGGGACCCCCCCCCAAGGUGCCCCGGAGACUGUGGGAACCCCCUGGCACCCUGGGGUCCCCCCGAGACACUGCUGAGACUGUGGGGACCCCCCCAGCACCGUGGGACCCCCCCAAGGCGCCCCGGAGACUGUGGGGCCCCCCCCAGCACCCUGGGGUCCCCCCGAGACACUCCAGAGACUCUGGGGACCCCCCCAGCACUGUGGGACCCCCUCAAAGCGCCCCAGAGACUGUGGGGACCCCCCCAGCACCCUGGGGACCCCCCCGAAGCACCCCAGAGACUGCGGGGACCCCCCUGGGUGCCCAGAGACCCCCCCCCAGCACCCAAAGACCCUGGACACCGUGUGACCCCCCCCCCGGGUGACCUGGAGACUGUGGGGCCCCCCCGGGUGCCCCCAAGACCCCCCCCGGCACCGUGGGGCACCCCGAAGACUCUGGACACUGCAGGGACAUUGGGGGGGCACCCCGAAGACCCCCACCCAGCACCGUGGGGGCCCCCCCGGGCACCACGGGGACCCCGGACGCUGUGGGACCCCCCCUGGGGUGCCCCAAAGAUGCCGGACACCGAGGGGGGGCUCGCUGCACCCCCCCGGCACCCCAGAGACCGUGGGGACCCCCCCGGGGCACCCUGAACACUGCGGAGACCCCCCCGCCCCCCCGGGAGACCCCCAGCGAGCCCAGGACCCCCUGGGACCCCCCCAGGACCCCCCCCCGGGACCCCCAUGGGGCAGCCUGGGACCCCUGAGACCCCCCCAGGACCCCCCCCGGGACCCCCAUGGGGCAGCCCAGCACCCCCGGGGCCCCCCCCAGCACCCCGGGCCCCCCCGGCGUCGUUGUAGCCCCCCCCUCAAUUGGGGGGGGGUCCCAAAAGGGGCGGGGGGAGAACAGCCCCCCCCCCCCCAGAGGAGCCCCAGGGGAGGGGAAUCCACGGGGGUGGCGGGGGAGGGGCUUCCGCGAGGCCCCGCCCCCUGGUGGCCCCGCCCCCAGCGCAGGCCCCGCCCCCUGGUGGCUGGCCCACACGGAGGGCGUCGCCGGUUCGAGCCCCGGCUCCGGCUGCUGCCCCUUGGGGGGGGGGGGUGUCCCGGGGGGGGGCUUUUUUCGGGGCGGGGGGGGGCGACCGAACCAAUAAUAAAUAGCAGCCGCGGGAGCCGAGCGGCGGGCACCGCCCCCCCCCCCCCGGAGCCCCCAAAACCUCUAUUUUUGUAAGAAAAAAAGACGAUAAAAAUCCCCCUGACGCCCCCCCCCCCGACGCCCCCCCCCCCCGACACCGGGGUAAAAGGGGGGGGGGGCAACACGACGGGCGGGGUCAGAGGUCGCCGGGGGGGGGGGUGAUGGCGCUAAAGCAGCUUCGAUGCAGCAGCCGCCGGGGAGGGGGGGGGACACAACCCCCCCCCCACCCCCCCCAGACCCAAAACGGCGCUUUUUGGCCCCAAACUGCGCCGCGCUCGCAGGGGGCUCCUGGACCGUCCCGGGCAUCCCGGCGGGGGGGGGAAGGGGCAGAUCCCCCCCCCGCGAGCCGCUGACCCCCCCCGCCAUUAAUUAUUAUUAUUAUUAUUGUUAUUAUUAUUAUUAUUAUUAGCGUUAUUUAUUUCCCCCCCCCCCGGGCCAGUAUCCCCCCCCCCCGCGGCGCUUCUCCGGCUUUUACCCCCCCUCCGAGGCACAUGGAGGGGCCCAGGAGUCCGGGGCGCCCCCCCCAUCCCCCAUCCAGCAGCACCGGGGGGGGGGGCCCAGGCGUCCGGGCAGGAUGGGGGGGGGGGGGCGAGGGGACCCCCCGUUUCAGUAGCAAUAAGAGCUGCACCCCCGGGGGGGGGGGCACAGGGGGGGGCCCCCCCGGGCGGAGCGGGACCCCGCGGGCCGGUGCCCCCCCCCGCCGGCCGCCCCCCUUUGUACUUUUCAUGGCAGAAGUAAUAAAAGGAGAAAAAGCUG
Messenger RNA from Dromaius novaehollandiae (emu), 4002 nucleotides. RefSeq names its product ELAV-like protein 3. The transcript has 7 exons. Bases 39 to 1205 code for a protein of 388 amino acids. The record is from RefSeq and is a predicted model, not a curated record. Gene Ontology annotation, molecular function: RNA binding. NCBI's taxonomy places the organism in Eukaryota, Metazoa, Chordata, Aves, Casuariiformes, Dromaiidae. Gene Ontology annotation, cellular component: ribonucleoprotein complex.